CCCCUCCGGAGGGGAGCGCGGGCAGCUGGGGGCCGCGCCGCCGCCCCCGCGAUGUUCAACCGCGCCGUCAGCAGGCUCAGCAGGAAGCGCCCGCCGUCAGAGAUAAAUGACAGCGAGGGUCACCCAAGCAGCAGCCAGCAAACCUUGAAAGGAACCUCCAAAUGGGCUACAUCUCUGGAGAACCUCCUCGAAGAUCCAGAAGGAGUGAAACGAUUUAGGGAGUUUUUAAAGAAAGAAUUUAGUGAAGAAAAUGUUUUGUUCUGGCUAGCAUGUGAAGAAUUUAAGAAAACACAGGGAAAAAAACAGAUGCAAGAAAAAGCUAAAGAAAUUUACAUGACUUUCCUGUCCAGUAAAGCUUCCUCCCAAGUGAAUGUUGAAGGCCAGUCCCGUUUGAAUGAGACCAUUUUGGAGACACCUCACCCUCUCAUGUUUCAGAAGCUCCAGGACCAGAUCUUCAAUCUCAUGAAAUACGACAGCUACAGCCGCUUCCUGAAGUCAGACAUAUUCCUAAACCAUAAGAAAUCCGAGGAGCAAGAGGAGAAUUCAUCAGAGGCUCAGACUGCAGCUAAAAGAGCAUCGAGAAUUUACAACACAUGAUACAAUGAAUCUCUUCAGGAGAGGCAGUACAAUUACUGAAUUACACUCAGGAACAGUUAAGGUUUAUAGCAGUUGCAUUUAGGGCUUGAAAAGCUCAAAACCUUUUUAGGAGAUACUUACUUUCUUAAUUGCUUGAACAACUAAUUGUUUUUUGCAUGAUAGCUAAUAACCAAGCACCCAGGGAAAGACUGUUUCCUAGUUAAAAGGCUGAAGUAAUCUUCCAUAGCAUGAAUUGCAUUUCAUAUUUCACAAGUUAAAGUGCUUUCAAUUUUUGUAUUUUCUUGUGUGAGGCAUCAUGAUGAUGAGAAAUGGGAGACAGGAUGGUUGUUUUUUUUACUUUUGCCUUGUAAUUUUUAUUUGUGACCAGCUUUUACGUUCUGGAUUGCUGGGAGAAGCCAUUACUUUGUGGAUGAGUAACUCAUAGCAAACUUAGUCAUGAGGGGAUAGAAUCUUUCAGGGUUAGCCUCAGUAGAAUCCAACCCCUUCCUGUGUAACAUUGUUCGUUCCCGGUGAUGUCUGUUUUGCUUUGUCUUUAUUGUUGAAUCAAAACACUUCUGUAGUCAUGACUUUCAUUUCUGUAUUUCUUAAAUUUCCCCUGUGUUUUUGCAGUAGACAAUCAUGUUCUUCAGAAGAUGGAAUGACUUGCAUUCCCUUGGGAACAAAAGCUCUAAGAUAGACAGAAUCUCUGAAGAACUUCUAAGAGCCAUUAGGAAAUAUCCCACUCAGGGCACACAACUUUCAGCAAAGCUUGACCUGGGCAUGUCCUGCAUGUCAGCAAAAUAUCAGCAUCAGGUGCUGGCACUGGGAGGCAUCUGAUUUCCCUAGGUCUCCUGGGCAAUCCUGCCCUGUGGGGCAAGAACACUUUGGCAAAGGACCAACCAACAAAGUCUGGCUUUGUUUUACUAAAAUCUUUCUACUAAAAUCAUCCUGCCUAAUGUUGUUUGCCCAGAGAAGUAUCUCAGGGUUUCUUAAUCCUAACUUUUGAUAGCUGCAAUGGAACAGGUGGUUGAUGUGAUUUAGCCAUUCUCACAUCAAGCUUGAGAGGAAGGGGAAUUUAUUUCUGCCCAGAGCAAUCAGAUGUCAGGGAGGUCAAGGAAGACGCUCCCAAUGAGCUUUCCAUAUCAUCCUGGGACUGUGUCAGAGCUGCAAAGCACAUUUUGGUGUACAAUUUUUCCUGUGUUCAUAUAGUUUUGAAUUAAUUCACUGCUGUCUUACUAAAUUGCAGUUGAAGAUGGGAAAGCAUAUUGGCUCCAUGGUCUAUUUCCAAGCUUUGCAGUGUGUAGUCUGGCUGUUUCACAUGCUCUCAUUAUUUACUCUUUCAUUUUGUGCACUGCUUUUCUUGAACAUCUGUUUAUGUGCUGUCUAAUCUAAAUGCACAGUUAGCUUUUGAUCAUUUUAUAGUUCUUUUUUUGUCAGAAAGGCCAGAUGUGUUUCAUGCAUUACUGUCACUAUCAACAUUUUUAAAACAAAGUCUAGACUGUAAUUUUUGAGGAUGCAGACUCACUUGGUAGACUUGAUUAGUUCUUUUAACUCUGAGCCACUCUUGCAGAUAAUGUGUAAAGGAUAUGGUUUCCAUGGGCUCCUCCCUAAUUAGAUGGAAGUGUAGGAAGAGGAGUUCUGAUUCUUCCCCCUGAAUGGCCUGUUAAUUUAUGGAAAAUCAAAGAAGAGGUCAGUGCCUCCAUGUGCACGUUUUAAGGUCUAAUUCUUAUGCACUGCGUUCAUUUUCCUUUUAUGCUCUCAAAAGAUUUAAUGGUGAAGUCAUAAUCUUGCUCCAGGCACUUUCAGUGCUAUUUGACCUCAUGCUUGAGUUGCAUUUAAAUGUUUUGCUGAAAAGGAUGAAGUAAGCACGUGCAUGAAUCCUUCUGUUGUGCUGGGAAAUAGGACCAUCCAGGUCUGGACUUGCCAACUCUUUGUAAUCUCAGGAUUGCCUCAUUUGAAAAUUCACUCUAAUAAUGAACUCUUAAUGUCUGCCACAGCAGAGGAUGGAACUUCUGAUACCACUGAGGUCCUUGGGAGCGGGCUACUUAAACACAUUGAAGAGGUGGGAUUUCUUUCCAGUUAAUGCAGCAGAAGUCUUAGUGAUACAGGAAAAAUGCAGGAUGGGGACCUUCAUGGGAGAAAUGCAGAAUGAGCUCUUACCACAUUCAUCACAUGGAUGCACAGUAGGUUCAUUUUGAAUCAUAUUGAUUUUAAAAAUGCAUCAUUAAGGGAAAAGGGUCUUUGACUAUUGUGUUUUAAAAUGAUAAUAACAAAAAAUUAAACCAGAAGCUCUAUGGGUAAGGGUAGGGCAUUAAAGAGAGAAGAUACUCAUUUGUAGCUGCUUAUAAACAAAGUUUUCUUUGGCAAUAUGCUCCCUGCCAGGUACUGUAUCAUUUGCUUCUUAAGAGAUGUGCCAUAGGAGUAGACAAAAGGUGCUUUACACUUCUGCCACCCAAAAGUUUAUCAAAUGGAAAUGCAUUUUUAGCAGCAUCUCAGUGCCUAUGAUGUUUGUUUCAAUCCCUGUGAUGUUUCUAAGGUUAUCUGCCUAAAUGCAAAAAAUUCUUAAUCUUUGAAUAGCUCUUUUGCCUCAGCAGGAAAAUUUUCAUUGCUCCUUUGUCUGUUUUGUUUGUAGCAUCUGGUUUUGGUUUGUUUUUAGAAGAAAAUCAACAACUGGCAAGGUACAGAAAUCAAAGGUGUUUUCCCCCCCAUCCAUUAGAUUAUUUCUAUUUUCCAGUAAAAGAGCAAUCAAACCAUGUAAGCAGAUGUCAUUGCAGCAUGUUUGUAAGUGGAGAAGGUUGUUUUGCUUCUGUUGAUCUUGUCACUGAUCAAACUUACUUUGUGAAGGAUGUGACAUUUUCUCUAUGUGGCAUAGAACAAAUCGCACAGAGUAAGAACUGAGUCUCCCUCUAAGUAAAUCCUGCAUUCCAGGAACAGCUGUAAACGUUGCAUUGAACCUCGGGCUGUAAGUGGAUACUUAGAGUUGCUUUAGUUAGAGAUUAAAGAUAGGAUCUACUCCUUUUCAUAGAACUUACACUGAAGAUAGGAGCACAAAAAGCAAAACAAGUUUCAUGCCUGAUUGCAUGCCUUAAGCUCUACCCUAGUGUGUGUUUCUGAGCUAAAAAUUAAAAUAUUCUACAAAUACA
Molecule: messenger RNA, 3719 nt
Organism: Apus apus (common swift)
Lineage: Eukaryota; Metazoa; Chordata; Aves; Apodiformes; Apodidae
Gene: RGS10
Product: regulator of G protein signaling 10
Exons: 5
Coding region: 52-597 (181 amino acids)
Biological process (GO): regulation of G protein-coupled receptor signaling pathway
Molecular function (GO): GTPase activator activity; G-protein alpha-subunit binding
Source: RefSeq, a predicted model, not a curated record